Molecule: messenger RNA, 1566 nt
Organism: Stylonychia lemnae
Lineage: Eukaryota; Ciliophora; Spirotrichea; Sporadotrichida; Oxytrichidae
Source: the annotation of a GenBank genome assembly
AUGUCUAAUAAAAAGAUAUCUGAGAGACAGAAAAAGGAGGGGAAUUUAUCUCCAUCAGACAAUCAUUCAUAAGAUUCUACGUAGAGAGGGGAUUCAAUCAUUCCUAGCUUCUUGAAUCUAUUUAGAUUCUUUGUUCCUCGCUCAGAAAAAGAUUAAUCAGAAGAGUAUGACUUGAACAUAAAUAUGUUUAACAUUUAUUUUAGUUACUAUAUCAGAAAGGUAUUUGAUGAAAAGAUUCGAGGUUUACUACACUUCAAGGAGAGUGUAGAGUAAUCUUUCUAGAAGCUCUAAUCUCAACCAGAAAGAGAAUAAAAAUAAGAUUAAAUUGAAAAGGAAAAUUAGAGCUUCAGCCAAGAUAUUGGAAGACCACUAGUAGUUUAGAUUCACGAGAAAUAGCAUAAUUCAUAUUUGGCAGACAAUGCAGAUACUACAUCUUACAGAGGUCUUGUCAAUCUAUUGGUUCGUGACUACAUUAAGAGUGAAAAACUAUAUGAUCCAGCGAACUAUCAAACAGUCGCUGCUCUUAUCCUACUAUUGACCUUUCCAGCAUUUUCAUUUUGGAUUGAGAUUAUGGCUUCAACAAAGAUUAAGAGAGAAUUGGUUUAUGGGCUUAUAGUCCUGAAUCUUACUGCUAAUCUUGUCUAUCCAAUAGUCGCUAGUUGGUCAAUUCAUUCUCACCCUGCAGCUGCUACUCUUUUAAUGAUGUUUACUUGUGGAUAAGUCUUGAAGCUAAUUAGUUUCCAUCAUAUCAUGCAUGAUAAUAGAGUUAUGAUUAGAAGAUUAGAGAGAAAAAUUGGGGAUUCUGAUGAUUAAGUUGAGGAGAAUGUAUACAAUUUACCUCCAGAACAAUAGCAAGAAGCACUCAAGUACCCAAAUAACAUUAAUUUCAGGCACUAUGUGAGAUAUCUGGUCUCACCAACUUGCUGCUUCUAAUUCAGCUAUCCCUCAACAGAGAGAAGAAGAAUAGGCUACAUUAUCUAAAAACUAAUUGAAUUUAUUCUUCUUAACCUUCUUAUUGCAUAAUUAUUCUAUCAACAUAUGCUUCCUGUUGCUAAGGAAGCUGUUGUGCCACUUAGAGAAAGAGACUAUUUUAAAGUACUAUUCCUCACUUUAUAGAUGAGUGUUCCUGCUGCCUACUUAUGGCUUACUAUGUUCUACUCUUUCUUCCACUCUUAUAUGAAUAUGUGGGGAGAAAUAACAAUGUUUGCAGAUAGAAGAUUUUACAGUGAUUUUUGGAACGCAGGCGACCUUAAUGAAUACUGGAGAAAGUGGAACUUCCCCAUUCACAGUUUCCUUAUUAGACAUGUCUACUUCCCUUUAAGAAGAAGAAAGGUCAUCAAGCCAGUUGCACUUUUCUUGACUUUCUUUGUAUCCGCAAUCGCACAUGAGUACAUCGUAGUUGGAGUCUUUAGAGUGUUCAACUUUAUUGCCUUCUUCCUUAUGAUUGUCAAUGUUCCUAUAAUGGUGGUUCAUCCAAAUACAAACAACAUUAUUUUCUGGCUAGGAUAUAUCAUCUUAGGGCAACCAUUCGGAAUAAUACUUUGCUACUAUCAAUACAAUUACUGA